Erinaceus europaeus (western European hedgehog) is the source of this 1088-nucleotide messenger RNA. It is a transcript of the gene C1QB, whose product is annotated as complement C1q B chain. Lineage: Eukaryota; Metazoa; Chordata; Mammalia; Eulipotyphla; Erinaceidae. The record is from RefSeq and is a predicted model, not a curated record. The transcript is spliced from 3 exons. The coding region runs from base 177 to 929 and encodes 250 amino acids. Gene Ontology annotation, molecular function: protein binding.
GGGAGCAGGCCUGCUUGACCCACGGGAGGGGGCCACCAGGGGGAAGGCCCUUCCCAUUUCUGAGCAAUAGAACUUCUGCUUUGGACUGAGAGCAGCUGGCUCCCAGCUCCUGUUUCCACUGCUGCCCGGCUCUGUGGCAUCAUAGGACUCCAGGUUAACAGAGAGCAACUAUAGUGAUGAAGACCCUGAGGAGUGGCAACUCUGCACUGCUGCUGCUGCUCCUGGGCAUGCUCGAUGUGUCCCAGGCUCAGGGCAGCUGCAGUGGGCACCCAGCCAUCCCGGGCAUCCCAGGCAUCCCUGGCAUACCAGGUUCUGAUGGCAGCCCUGGAACUCCGGGGACAAAGGGAGAAAAAGGGCUUCCAGGACUAGCUGGAGACCAUGGUGAGUUAGGAGAGAAGGGGGACCCAGGGAUUUCCGGGAAUCCAGGAAAAGUUGGCCCCAAGGGUCCAGUGGGUCCCAAAGGCUCUCCAGGAUCCCCUGGAGGGCCUGGGCAAAAGGGUGAAUCUGGAGACUACAAGGCCACCCAGAAAAUUGCCUUCUCUACCAUGCGGACGGUCAACACCCCCCUGAGGAAGGACCAGGUCAUCCGCUUUGACCGGAUAGUCACCAACGUGAACAAUAACUAUGAGCCUCGAAGUGGCAAGUUCACCUGCCAGGUGCCAGGACUCUACUACUUCACCUACCAUGCCAGUUCUCGAGGUAACCUGUGUGUGAACCUCAUCAGGAGCCAGGACCGUGCAGAGAAAGUGGUCACUUUCUGUGACUAUGUCCACAACACUUUCCAGGUCACCACAGGUGGCGUAGUCCUCAAACUGGGCCUGGGGGAGCAGGUCUACCUACAAGCCACAGAGAGGAACUCCCUGCUGGGCAUGGAGGGAGCCAACAGCAUCUUCUCAGGGUUCUUGCUCUUCCCAGAUGCUGAGGCCUGACAUGUGGGUCUGCUUCAAUGUCCCCUCCCACCCUGCCUCUACAAGCAAUGCUCCAGUUGGUCCCCAGUCACACCCCCACCUCACCAAAACACACAGAAGGGCUUUAUGGAUGUUGCCAAAUGAAUGAAUAAAUAAACAAAUUCUUUUAACAUCAAGGAA